Molecule: messenger RNA, 1958 nt
Organism: Cucumis sativus (cucumber)
Lineage: Eukaryota; Viridiplantae; Streptophyta; Magnoliopsida; Cucurbitales; Cucurbitaceae
Product: nuclear transcription factor Y subunit gamma
Exons: 7
Coding region: 891-1790 (299 amino acids)
Source: RefSeq, a predicted model, not a curated record
UUGUAUUUGUUGAAAAGGAGGGACGAAGAAGAAGAACAAGAAACGAAGAAGAAGAAGAAGGAGAAGGAGAAGGAGAAGGAAGAAGAAAGCUCUCUCCAGUUCUUCUGGCGUUCUUUCAAAUUCUCUUCUGUUUUGUUUUUUCCUUGUUAUUGUUCUCUAAUCGGAACGAAGUUUAGUGUUCUCAAUUCUAGUCUGGAAUGCUGAGGAUCUCUCAUUUGUAAACAAGCUUGUGGGUCGAACAAUUUCGCUCCUUGCUUCAAUUUUUCUCCGUCUUUUGGAAUUGAUCUGUUUAAAGAAAUAAUUAAACAGGCGUGACUGUUUUUGUUUUUGUUUUUUCACGAAUACAUUUGGGAAUUUCUAGUUGAACAAAUUCGGAGUGGAUUUGAUUUACAAGCGAAUUUUGCUCUCUUAUUUACCCAAUCGAUUCCUUUUCAUUUGUAAUCAUCUGGGGGACGUCUUGAAGUUUACAGAGGCUUGCAAAUUUAUGCAUUUUUUUAAACGGAUUUUUUAGUUUGUCUGAAGAAAAUCCAAACUGUUGGAAAGAUUGGAGAUGGUGGAAACAGGGCUGUUGUUCGAUAGUCGAAGAAGAGAACUCUGAGCGAUGGAACUCCGUCGUUGCAAUUUGGUUUCUGAUUCGCAUUUUCGCUUAGUCUGAAGAGUAAAAGAAGCGACCAUCUGGUUGGGAAUUUCUUUGAAUCACAGUUGUUUUUUGUACUGUGGCUUCUUUCGUUUUUUCCUCCAUUCGGUGGUUUGGGGCAGAGGGGAUUAUUUUGAUUCUUCGUUAUUCUUCAUCUCAUGGCAUCAGUCGCCUUCCUACGCUUCCCUUUUGAUUUUGCGCACUGGUUUUUGUUUGCUUCAGUUCAGGUUUUUCAGUUAUAUUUAAAAGCCUGAUGGAAAGGGAUACCAUAAGAACCAAUAAUAAUAAUAAUAGCAACGGCACCGCCAAUAACAAAGUGGACACAUCGGGGAGAAGCGGAGUGGACGUACUGAGAUCCAAUUCCGAUGCUACAAGACAAACAACCACACCAUCAUCGGACUUUGUUUUGCAGUGGGGAAACCGGAAGCGCCUUAGAUGCAUGAAGGUCCAAGGCAGAGAUAAAACCGACCCCGCCACUCCGGCUCACCGUACCACCACCGCCCGAGUCGACCGCCGAGUCGUUAGAACCGAUAAAGACUCCCCGAACCGGACCCAUGGUCCUCCUGCCAAUGGGUAUCUGAAUCUCCGCCAACGACCAUCUUCUCCUCAACUGCCCCCUCCUCACCACCGCAUUCUCAGGAACUCCGAGACGGCGGGGGCGAUGAGAGGGCACGGCAACGGUGGGGUUAGGGGAAUUGCGUCGCCAGACAGAGUGGCGCACGAUAGAAGAGGAGGAAGUAAUAACCACCAUCAUCAUUCCAACAACAAUAACAACAGCCAUCAUCAUCAUCACAAUGAGAAUAACAAUAAAUCGGGGACUACAUCGGAGACGGCGCACGAUAGUAAAAAAGGUGGGUCUUCCUCCGGUGGGAGUGGGGAAGCUGCUCUGCCUCAAGUAUGGCCGCCAAAAUUCGCUAUUGCUUUGACGAACAAAGAGAAAGAAGAGGAUUUCUUAGCCAUCAAAGGCUCUAAAUUGCCACAAAGACCCAAGAAACGUGCCAAGAUUAUCCAACGCACCGUCAACCUGGUGAGUCCGGGGGCAUGGCUAUCAGAUCUGACUCUCGAGCGGUAUGAAGUUCGGGAAAAGAAGAUUUCUAAGAAGAGACCGAGAGGAUUGAAGGCAAUGGGUAACAUGGAGUCGGAUUCAGAGUGAAAUGAGUGAGGAUUCACCAUAAAAUGUACAAACUCUAUGGAUUCCCUUUUUUUAAAAAAUGGUUAGUAGAUUGAAGGGGCAGAGCAGAGAAAGUAGGCAAUUUUUUUUCUUUGUUCCUUUCCUCUCUUGAUUUAUUUAUUCAUUCUAUUUCAUUCAUCCUCUUGAAAA